This is a messenger RNA of Ordospora colligata OC4, 372 nucleotides long. Its product is annotated as ribosomal protein S25. Gene Ontology annotation, cellular component: cytosolic small ribosomal subunit. Lineage: Eukaryota; Fungi; Microsporidia; Ordosporidae. The transcript has a single exon. Gene Ontology annotation, molecular function: structural constituent of ribosome. The record is from RefSeq and is a predicted model, not a curated record. The coding region runs from base 1 to 372 and encodes 123 amino acids.
AUGGUCAAGAAGUCUCAGGAGUCCAAGGAGAAGAAGGCAUUGAAGGCAGCGUCUGGAACACGAAAGGACAAGAAGAAGUGGGGAGAAGCAAAGAAGAAGGAGGAUGUGCGCAAGAUAGUGACUGUGUCCGAGGAGCUGCUUGGAAAGGUGCGCAAGGAAGUGGUGCGAGCGAGAAUGGUGACACGGUUUUCUGUUGGGUCGCGACACAAUCUGAAUCUUGGAGUUGCGGAGAAUGUGUUGAGGCACCUGUGCAUGGAGGGAGUGAUUGAGAAGGUGCGAGGGAAUCCGCGGAUAACGGUUUAUGCGGCAGUGAAGGAGAAGGAGAGCGUGAAUGCAGUGGCGAGUGUGGAAGUGGUGUCAGAAGCAGUGUAG